UCAUCUCGCGAGAUUUCAAUGGCGUGACGGACAGACGCGAUGGCAUUUUAGGGUGAUUCCAGGAGUUACCGCGGCUGUUUGGGGCGUGUUCGAAGCAGAUACCACGGUACAGUGUAGCUGUUGUCCAGAGAGGUGCACCACUGCUCCGGUGAACUUAGAGUUUUCUGUGCCACUUGGAUUUCUAUUUGUACCUGGAAGAUCUGAGGCCUGUCCCAGAAACACCUUCACAGCGGGGUGUGAAUUUGUUUUCGGAAAUGUAUGCUUGGAGUCUGUUGAAGAAUUGAAAACCUGGUCCCAAGCCAGGAGCAGCUGUGAAAAGCAAGGAGGGGAGCUCCUGAUGGUGAAAAACAGCUCUGUCCAAGUCUUCCUAAAAAACAUAACCAGAGAGUGGAAAACCAGUUUCAAUCACACCUGGUGGCUCGGAGAGAGGGUUGGAGAGGAUAACCAGAAAUCCACCAUAAAAAAUGCCUUGUGCACAUACAUGAAGCUGAAUCCUCUCCAGUUUGUAACGUCUGACUGUAACCAGCAACGGAGUUUCCUCUGCACCCACAGUUUGGAGUCCCCAUCAAACACAAAGUGUACCAAACAUCCCAGCCAUACAAGCCGACCUCGGCCCAAAAGGGAUGUAAAUUUUGUACUUAAACAGAAUCCAUUGGAUAUGGUUCAGAGUCCACUUAAUGGGACUCAACUGAUUGGCUUAAACAUUGACAUAAUUCUCCAGCUUGCAGACAAGGAACUAAACUGGAACGAAGUAACACCAGGGCAGCCAACAGAAGUCCAAAGAAAAAACUUUAUUUCAGCUUUGAUGACAGCCGUUAAGUUACUGGAAGCCACACGUACUUUAAUCAACAAUAACACUGUCAAUCACAUCAUUAACUGUAGCAGUGCCAUCCUGAGCCUCUCACUGAAGCAGUGCCCUGAUGCUAAAAUCCCAACCCCUUCAUCUGUGUUUGAUGACACCUUCCAGGUUUUCAAGCAACUUACUCUGCUGCAGGCUACCCAAGGUCCACAGACCUUUGUAAUGAAGCACCCACUGGGCACCAUUUAUCAGACUAUACAAAAACCUGCUGCCCUCGGCAAUGCAGUGCUGGGUUCAGAAAAAGAUGGUGAGUUUGUAAAGCUCCCCUCAAAUUCAGUGCUUGGACCACUGCUUGCAAGCUACAGUAACAUCGUCACUCAGAUGACUACCUUCUUCCAAAAUCCCCAUCCAUCCAAUGACAGCAUAACAGGAACUAUUUGCAGCCUUUCGUUUAAUGAUGGGCAGGACGACAUUAAAGUGGGAAACCUGACAGAGAUGAUAGAGAUCUUUUUGCCUCGUCCAAAUGCUCCAGAAGUGACCAACACGACUGUUGUGUUGGAAAAAGACUCAAAAUCGGUGACUACAGUCAAUGUGUCAGACCCGAAUAUGACCAUCUUUUUCAGCGUGGAGCCAAGUGUGAAUGUGUCAUUGGUUCUUCUCUUGUCCCGUGGGUCACUUCCCAAUACCACAUACUACAGCAACAGAACCAUACUGAAUUACACAGUGGGCUUUCGUUGGAUGAUAACACCAGAGAUGUUGAAGAAGAGUCCUGGGGUUUGGUAUAUUGAUGUAAGACUCUAUUCUGAAUGGCAGCCAAAUUUGAAACUGAAGAUCUCUACUUUUAUGAGCAAGUGCCUGUUCUGGGACAUAAACACGGAGGCAUGGAGAACUGAAGGGUGUAUGGUGGGAGAGGAAAGCACUCCAUAUCGAACGCAGUGUCUCUGUAAUCACCUCACUCUCUUCGGGAGCUCCUUCUUUGUGAUGCCAAACUUCGUCGACGUGUCUCGCACAGCAGAGCUGUUCGCCACUGUGAAUCAGAACUAUGUGGUCCUGUCCCUGCUGUGUGCUUUUUUUGGACUCUACCUGAUCACACUGCUGUGGGCCUGUUACGCUGACCGGAGGGCACACUCAAAGAGAAAGAUGACAUUUCUGGAGGACAAUCACCCAGGAGCUCAGUACAACUACCUGAUCGGUGUCCAAACUGGGCGUCGCAGAAAUGCUGGGACCAGUGCCAAUGUCACAGUGAAGCUGAUUGGCUCAGAGGCAGAGAGUAGCAUACACACCCUCACAGAUCCUGACAAGCCCGUGUUUGAGAGGGGAUCUGUCGAUAUGUUCCUGUUGGCCUCACCCUUCCCACUGGGUGAAGUGCAUACCAUCAGGCUGCAGCACGACAGCUCUGGAGGUCACCCAUCGUGGUACAUAAACAAGGUGACCAUACAAGACCUCCAAACACGACAUUUGUGGCACUUCUUUUGUGACUGCUGGCUGAGUGCUGACCGCGGAGACGGCAUGACCAAGAGAACCUUCGGUGCGGCAAAAACCAAUGAGAUUGCCAGUUUCAGGAACAUUUUCCAGACCAGAACAUCGACUGGAUUCAGAGACGAACACAUCUGGGUGUCCAUAGUGGAUCCUCCCUCGAGAAGCCCGUUCACACGUGCCCAGAGGGUUUCUUGCUGCAUGUGCCUUCUGCUCUGCACCAUGGCCAUCAAUAUCGCCUUCUGGAACAUUACUAAGGAUGCAAGCUCACCAGUUCUCUUUUCACUGGGUUCAAUAACGAUCACCUGGCAGGAGUUCAUGGUGGGCGUGCAGAGUGGUCUCCUCAUGUUCCCAAUCAACAUCCUCAUCAUCACUAUCUUUCGAAGCAUCCGUCCUCGCGUGGUUUUAAAAUCUAAAAAAGAUGACCCAGAGGAGAAUCUGAGACCCCCAAUAGUUAACAUACCGACUAUUCUGAGGGAUACAGAGGCGAUGAUUUCUUUGGUGAGCAUGAGUCCAAGAAACAAUAUGUUAGAGAUGCACAGGUUAGAGUCCUCUGCUGACCUUGGCCCUGCCUUGGAGAGGGUGAAUGGAUUAAUCCAGUUCAUGCAAGGAGAGAGUGAGAGUGACUACCACUGGGUGUACUGCAGCAAGUUUCUCCUAGCUGGUCUCUGUCAUCUCCUGAUGUGCCUGGAGAAACUGGAUGGAAGACACUUCCCGAAUCCAGACGAGUACCAGCAGGUCCUCAACUUCACCAACGUGCUGGUUCGCAAGGCUGAGAUGGUCUUCAGCAGCCACUUGGCCUACUGCCCACCUCCUGUGAAGAAGAAGAAGAAGAAGACGACAACAAUCCUGGGCUGCUGGCUGCCCUGGUGGUUUGUGUUUGUGGGCUGGUUCCUGUUGCUGUCCAUCAGUGGCAUUUCCACUUUCUUCACCCUGUUGUACGGUUUUCAGUACGGCAAAGAAAAGUCCAUCAAGUGGGUCAUGUCUCUGGGCCUCUCCCUUUUUCAAAGCAUCUUUGUUCUGCAGCCUCUCAAGGUGAUAGGUGUGGCUGUGUUUUUCGCCCUGUUGCUGAAACCUGUGGCUGUAGAGGAGAGUGAAGAAGUGGCGCAGGUGCUGUUAGAGCAACAGGAAAAGUGCAGACAGUACUGUGGCAGGGACUCACUGUGAGGAUACUGCAUUUAGUGGCAUAAGCUGUCUUCUCUGAUGGGCGCAGCUGCGACACAUGGCCCCCUCGCUUCUUAGACACUCUUUUGCACUUACUGGAAGUUUUACUUUCUGAAUGUAGAGUUGCAUAAUACAACCUAGUGCUUUGUAUGUGUACAGAGUUUCCAGUGCUGAAGAAAAGCUUUUUGAAGUGGUGAGUCAGAGUAAUGGGUAAUUAAAUAACUCUUCUUGUAUGUGAAAUACUCCAUGUAUGUGAAAAUAAAACCCUUCUGAUUUCCUUUUUUUUUUUUUAGAAAGCUGCUGAUAGAUUCAUUUAAUGUGAGUGUAAAAUAGAUUUACAGAUUCAUACGCACAUGAACACUUUAAGACCUAUUAUCAUAAAAAAAAAAGCUGUCCUUUAUCCAGUAAUGUACACAUGAUCCAAGAGUAAUGAAAGAGAAAUUUCACUGUAAGAAGUAUACAGAAACUGCAAAGAAUUGUUUUGCAGUAAUUUUAACAAGGUUUUAUCUAACUGUGUUCAGUGACUCAUAUCCACUGACUAUAAAUUACAUGAGAAAGAGCAGGAAGCUUGCUGCACAUCUGGGAGCAUCUAAUGGUUAAUUGAUCGCUUUUUUUUCCUUUUUCGUUUCACUCCGGUCACUGUAAUACAUACUGAAAGUGUGUUGUACCUUUUUUAUCAUUCAUGCCUGCAUCUAUGAGAUUAAUUCAUUCCUCAGUUUGAAACAUUUAUGUAACAGACCUCACUACAUGCAAGUUUGUGCUUUUGGUUUGGAAAUACAAAGAGCUCUGGAGAUAGCUGAAUA
Messenger RNA from Archocentrus centrarchus (flier cichlid), 4242 nucleotides. RefSeq names its product polycystic kidney disease 1-like 3 (gene pkd1l3). The record is from RefSeq and is a predicted model, not a curated record. Gene Ontology annotation, cellular component: membrane. Lineage: Eukaryota; Metazoa; Chordata; Actinopteri; Cichliformes; Cichlidae. Gene Ontology annotation, molecular function: calcium channel activity; protein binding. The transcript is spliced from 24 exons. Gene Ontology annotation, biological process: detection of mechanical stimulus. The coding region runs from base 338 to 3442 and encodes 1034 amino acids.